AUGGCUAACACAAAUGAAAAAGAUAGCUACAACACCAAACCUCCAGUUUUUGAUGGAGAAAAAAUUGACUAUUGGAAGGAUAGAUUUGAAAGCUUCUUCCUAGGCUACAACGUUGAUCUAUGGGAUAUCGUCAUAAAUGGUUAUGAACCACCAAUUUCUGCUAUCGAAAACACCGAUGUGAGACUCAGACAACUAUCUAAAGAAUCCAGGCUCAGUGACAAUUCUUUUGAAGUAAGGACUCACUGGAACAGAUUUCUCAGAUGGAUAACAUCUGAAGUUUUCAAGCUCAAGGGACUUUCUGAACAAGUCAAAAAUGACUACAUCAGAGGUGCUGAAGAGAGGAUGGAGGCGCGUCUGGCGCAGGAAGCUGAAGAAAGGGCCAGGGAAGAAGCUGAAGAAAGGACCAGGAGAGAAGCUGAAGAGAGAGUUGUUGCUGAAGUUGAUGUUGAAGCUAAAGCAAAAGCUGACGUUGAAGAAGUUGCUCGCAUAGCUACCGAAGAAGCUGCGAAGACAUAUAAGGUUGCUCUGACUCGAGGAGAUUCACCAACAUAUGAUCUAGCUCUUCUGGUUCUCAAGACUCUGCACGAACUUAAAAAAGAACAACAACUGGUGAGAUCCAGACUCGACCAGCAAGAUCAAGUCAACUCCGGCAUCCAGAACCUACUUGCUCAGCUACUUCAGAGAAUGCCUCCUCCAAACCCUUAG
Molecule: messenger RNA, 705 nt
Organism: Lathyrus oleraceus (garden pea)
Lineage: Eukaryota; Viridiplantae; Streptophyta; Magnoliopsida; Fabales; Fabaceae
Exons: 2
Coding region: 1-705 (234 amino acids)
Source: RefSeq, a predicted model, not a curated record